Linum trigynum is the source of this 6022-nucleotide messenger RNA. Lineage: Eukaryota; Viridiplantae; Streptophyta; Magnoliopsida; Malpighiales; Linaceae. The record is from the annotation of a GenBank genome assembly.
AUACAACAGUUUGGAUUGUUCUUUCCUUAGCUGUAUGAAUAACUGGUAUUUACAUCAGCUUGAUGUCAAUACAGCUUUCUUACAUGGUGACCUUGAUGAAGAGGUAUACAUGAAGAUACCUCCUAGUCUAAUUGUGCCACCUGGUUUUAAAAAUUGUGUUUGUCGUCUAAAUAAGUCUUUAUAUGGUUUAAAGCAAGCUAGCCGUUAAUGGAGCAUCAAACUUUCUAACUUUCUUACAUCUACAGGUUAUAAACAAUCCAAAGCAGAUUAUUCUAUGUUUGUUAGAAAGCUUGAUUCUUCCUUUACUGUAGCUUUAGUAUACAUUGAUGACAUUAUCCUUGCGGGUAAUGAUCUUUCUGCUAUUCAGAACCCGAAAACUCAACUUCUUCAAGCUUUUACCAUUAAAGACUUAGGUGAACUUAAGUUUCCCUUGGCUUAGAGAUAGCUCGGUCCUCCAAAGGAAUUCUUCUUAAUCAAAGGAAGUUUGCCUUGGAUCUUUUAACUGAUUAUGGUUAUCUAGCAGCAGAACCUUGUGAUUCUCCUGCUGUCCCGGGUUCCAAGCUUUCUGCUAACUCAGGAACAUUAUUAACUGACCCUUCUAUUUAUAAAAGAUUGGUAGGCAGGUGACUCUACCUUUACAACACUCGGCCAGACCUUGCUUACGCUGUUCACCAGCUAAGCCAGUUCACCCACACACCCACUGAUCACCAUAUCCAGGCAGCUGAAAGGGUUCUUCGCUAUAUCAAAGGUACAGUCGGUCAAGGUUUGCUCUGCUCCUCUACUUCUGACCUUAAAUUAUAUUCCUUUUGUGAUAGCGACUGGGCUGGUUAUCCAGACACCAGGCGUUCCACAACAGGCUUUUAUGUUCUCAUCAUUAGUAACUCCUUGAUCAGUUGGUGAUCAAAGAAACAGAAAACUGUUUCUAGAUCAUCUGCUGAGGCAGAAUAUAGGGCCAUGGCUAGCUUAACAUGUGAAUUAUUAUGGAUUCGUUACAUUCUUCAUGAUCUGAAUGUUACUCUUAAUGUCCCUACCACUAUUUUUUGUGAUAGUCUCUCUGCAAUUAGGUUAGCUGACAAUCCGGUAAAUCACGAACGCACCAAACACAUAGAAAUAGAUUUCCAUGUUAUUACGGAUCAAAUUUUACUUGGUACGAUUAAGGUUAUACAUGUUUCAUCUGCCCAUCAACUCGCUGAUAAUUUCACAAAAGCUCUUCCAAUGCAUGUGUUUAAGCAUCUACAGGUCAAGCUGGGUCGUUUGGAUGUAUAAGCACCAGCUUGCCGGAUUGGGGGGGGGGGAGUUGUCCAAGAUAUAAGAAGCGAGGACUUUAUUGUAAUCUUUAUGAACUUUAUAGUGCAAUCUCUAAAUGAUGCAAAGUAAUAGUAGUAAAUAGGAUAUUAACUUUGAUUAUACAGAUAUGUAAAUGUAACUUUUACGCGUGAAAUGAAAUCUGCUUAUCAGGCUUCUCCGGUGAUCAACAACUUUCAUAAUCUUGAAAGCACCACACAGCAACUCUACAAAUUCUUCCCACCUCUUCAAUAUCAGCAUUCUCUUCCAAUCUUGGAUCCAACAGAUGUAUCACAUUCCCACCUUCAUUCAAAACAGCUGCUACCCAACUUGGGAAGUAACGACCUACGCAUGUAUGUCGCUGUGAGUUUCUCCUUCCUGAUACUAGCACAAAGAGCAUAAUCCCAUAACUGUAUACAUCAGCUUUCACAGUUAUGGCCUCCCUUGAAAUCCAUUCCGACGCUAGGUACCCUAUUGUUCCCCGUAGAAGAACACGGAAUCCAAAAGCACAUUGUCUGGCUUGAUGUCACAGUGAAAUAUGCAUUCUUUGAACUUCUCGUAUGGAUAUGCCAAGCCUUUGUGCUCCUAAUGCAAUGUUAUAUCGCGUUUUCCAGCUAGGGUCUUUGAGCCAACUUCUUUGAACAAGUGAGAUGCUAAUGAACCGUUUGGCAUAUAGUCAUAUACUAACAGCAUCCUAGAUUUAUCAUAUGAGGAUCCUUUGUGACCAACCAGAUUGACAUGUUGGAUUGCACCAAGGGUCCUAACUUCCGCAAGGAAUUGCUUGUGCUUGUCAGCGUGGCUGAAGUUGAUGACCUCCACCUUCUUAACUACUACAACACUUGAAUCAGGCAGUUUACCUUUAUAAACAGAACCAAAACCUUCUUCUCCCAACUUCUCCAUGAAAUUUCAUGUAGAAAUCUUCAACUCUUUGUGGGUAAAAGCCGCUAUAGACCCUUCCAUUACCUGUCCAAGUUUAGCCUUUCGGUUCGUUCUCCAUCUUAAGAUUAUCAUAUCCCAAUGUAGUUUUUUUUAGAUGUUGAUGCGGGAGAGAAGAAGUCAAGGACGAAGUUCUGAUCGGAGGAGACGAUGGUCUGGUUGCCGGAGAUAGACGGGUUGAGAUUGAGAAUUUGGGUAAGAAGAAGAAUAGAAUUAAGAAUCGGCCGAGGCCUUUGAGAGACAGAGAUUGAGAAAUUAGAGGUCAGGGAGAGAAUAGGGUUUAAGAUAUACUUUCUAAAUGAUUUUUCUUGCUUGAUUAGAACUCAAUACCCAAGUAAUUUAUAGGGAAAGAUAAGAAAAUCUAAUAAUAAACCUAAUUCUACUAAAAACUACUAAACAUAUUAAUAAUAUCCCUAAUGUCGCAACCACCCCUUGUAAUCGAGGACCCGUCAUGAUAUGCUCGGAGUCGCCAUCGACCGUAGUUGUAGUGCGUAGAACACUAUUUGGUACGGUCUCGACCUUAGGGUCAAAACCUGAAUUUGGCCUGCGAAAUUUUAGAGAUUUGGGUUCGGGAGUACGGUUACGUGUGGGGAAGUAUAUUCACACCCCACAACGCCCCAAGAUGGGUACUACUGAAAUCGAUAAUCAUUUAAGGGUUGGCUGUGUAAUUAAUUGUGAUUUGUUUGUGUAUUUAAGCGUAAUAUUCGAUUAUUUUUAAUUAUUUUGAAUGUAAAUUUUCAGAGUCAAAUUGGACGAUAUUAUUAGUGUAAAUUUUGGAUUUAAAGUUACAGAUUUUCACGUCUAUUGACAUAAAAAAAUGGUUUUAAGAUUGGUUGGGCUCGAACCUAUUGGUUGCCUACGUACCCGAGUUAAUCGGGAUCAAAGUCCACAUAGUUCGAUCAAGUUGAUUGGUUUUGAAAAGGGGAUCGUAACACGUUUCUAUUGAUACGUGAUUAAGAUAAUAAUUGUUUUUCUUAUUUAAGAGAUGUGAUUUGGUAUUUAUGAUUUAAAGGAAGAAAAUUUAUUAGUUGGACUCGAACCUAUUGGUUGCCUACGUACCCGAGUAGUCGGGAUCAAAGUCCACGUAGUUCGUUUUAAAAAAUGUGUGAUUUCAAGUGUUAACGCUUACACGUCAAAUUGUUGAUAAAAUGUGUUAGUCGGACUCGAACCAAUUGGUUGCCUACGUACCCGAGUAGUCGGGAUCAAAGUCUACAUAGUUUGGGUCAAGUUGAUUUAGUUAUAACCACAUUACGCUGAUCGUGGUUAUGAAAUAAAUGAUUUUAUUUAGUUUUGAAACAUGAAGAAAAUUUUACGUUUCUGAAAGUAAUGGAAUUAAUCUAACCAAGAGAUUAUCUCGCGUUUAAAAUUUUGUAUUAAGAGUGUUUAAAAUAGAGUAAAAUAAGGCUAAACACACCCACUUUUGAAUAGCUUGCACGUAGGCCGAUUGGUCAACUUGCUGGACUAAUUUCGCUAGCUAACAGGAGGUAGAAUGUUCGACGCUCACUUAGUACCGAGUUAGGUAUAAGUUUCUCUCUUAGAAACGCUAGACGACUCAAAACAACCGCCUCUCACUCUCUCUCUCUCUCUCUCUCUCUCUCUCUCUCUCGAUUCUUCCUCUCUGCUUCCUCUCGUUCACUUCUUCGUCGAACUAGAAACCAUCUGGUUUCUCGCCCCAAACCGCCCUCACCUCCUCGCUCUCCUUUUUUAUUACCAGAAAGAAGCCCUAUCAUCUCCUCUCUAACAAAAGAAAAUCGACCCCUCCUCUCUCUCCCUCUUUCGACGUACGAAAACGAAGAAGGGGAGAAACCCUUCUCCGAUCCGCCUCUCUUCUUCCCCUCUCGAUUUCUUUCACCUUAUCUCCUCUCUGGUUCUCUUCCACUCUCCUUAUACUGCCACCUAUUCUACUCCCAUCGUCGGCAGUAAAUCUGCUAGAAUCCGACUUAAUCCGACCUCGACUAGGUAAAAUCGAUACAUGCAACUCGGUUUUCGGUGUUUGAUUUUGUUUUUAUUGAUUUUAAUUGGUUUUUGUUUUUGUAUUUUUGGGGUUCUGCCCUUGAUCGAGGAAAGAAGGAUACAACAACAACUGGGAAGGACGCCGGCGACGUCGAAGUGAGAAGGAGUCCGACGGAUUGUGACUUUCUGGUUUUCCUUGUGUUUAAGAUGGAAACUCAGUUUUCGUAAUGAGCUUUCAACACCCUAUACAAACUAGAACUUUUUGUGUUUUAAUUUACUGCAGCUUAAAUAAAAGAUUUUGAUUGUUGUGACUAUGUGUUCUUGGUUGGUUUAUUCAUGUGCAUGGGUUUGAGGUGAUUGUGAUGGUUUUUGGUUAAGAGCUUGUAUGUGUCGAAUAUGUUUUUGAUUGUUUAUAAAUUUUGAUUUUAGAUUAAUUAUGGAGCAUACCAUAUAAAAAUGGAAACAAGUAGUAGAAUUAGAAACGAAUAUCGAAAUGGACGGAAUAAAGUGGUCAAGAAAAGAACAUGAAAGAAAACAAAUAUGUUUUCUGUUUUUAUUAUGGAAGUGUUAGAUAAAAAGAUUACAUUGAAUGAAGUUUAAUCGAGAAGAUGGAUGAACCAUAUGGUUAUACUUAUACAGUUAUUAGUAGAUUAGUAACUGUAGAAAUAAUAUAUAUAACUAUGAGUUGGUUGUCUUAACAGAAAGAAAGUCAUCUUGAAUGAAAAUACUUGUAUGCUAUUAAGUUUAUAAACUUAGAAUUUAGGAGAAAAAUAAGUACAAUAAUGAUGAUUGUAGUAAGUAGUUGGAUUACAAUGAUGUUGAGUGUUUGAAAGGAAAAGAGAUUCAGAUAUGAUCCUCUUAAGGUGUUUAGAUGGACUUGUAAUUUGCUUGGAGGUAACCACUUAUAAUUUCCUCUUAAAGCUUGUUAAGAAAGGUAGAAGUGAGAUGAUUAUGUAUGGCGAUGAUUGAAUCUAAAGAUGGUUAAGUUGUUUGCUUACCAACCUUUUGCUUGAUGUUUGGAAUGGGUUGAAAUGCUUUCCUCCAAUUUCUUGUUGUUGUCUUGUAAUCUUUUUAGCUCUUCUUGUCUUUGCUCUCCUUUUUGUUCUCUUUUGGCUGUGUUUUAUUUUUGUUGCUUCGUGAGGAAAGGAAGGGGAGCUCUCUGUUUCAGUUUGUAAAGGAAAAUAGUUUUUUAUGUUGUUUUUCUUUGUACCAGCCACCGAGAAGAAAGAGUAUGGACUAUUGAAGCUUCUUUUAUUUUGUAGAGUGUUUUCUUUGAAGAGGAGGAGCCUAAGAAGAAACCGCGGAAAGAAAGUUUGUCUUUGAGGGAGUAGAGGCGUGAGGAAGAAGAAGCAGAACUCCCUCUUUUCUCUGUUUUUUUCUACAGCUCCUGAGGAGGAAGAAGAAGAAGUAAAAGAAGAAAAGGUGUCUAAAUUUUGGUUCUGAGCAGAGGCGUCUCUGCUUUAUUGAGGGGAAGGAAGUGUCCCCAAGGAAGCUCCCUGUCCCUCUGUUUUUAUAGUAAAAUAAUGUACUGUAGCGCCAGAAUAGAGUAGGUUAGUGUAUUUUUCUGAUUGGAUGGUGAAUGGGCUGGGCCUGGUCUGGUUCGACCAGUCUAGCUAGACCAAUGUUAGGCUUGGUCCGAAUUUAGUUGGGUCAGUCUGUUGCAAUUGGGUUUGGGCCUGACUUGUUGACUGGGCUUGACCAAGAUACGAGCCUCAUGUGGCUGACUAGGCUUGAUUGGCAUCUUUUAACUUGGGCAGGUUUGAGCUUAAUUGUAAAAUUGUAAUUAUUGAUUGUUCUAAUUAUGUAGUUACUUUAUUGUAAUUGUCUUAAAUGAAAUUGUUAUUUCUUU